Rotaria sp. Silwood1 is the source of this 1791-nucleotide messenger RNA. NCBI's taxonomy places the organism in Eukaryota, Metazoa, Rotifera, Eurotatoria, Philodinida, Philodinidae. The record is from the annotation of a GenBank genome assembly.
AUGCAAGCAUUAUAUUAUCUCGUGUACAUAUGGCUAGGUAUAGCUAUUGAAGCAUCUCACUAUCGAGGCGGUACAUUUACAUGGAAACCUGUUAGUCCACAAGUACCCAAUCAAAAUCCAGUAAGUAUAUCAUUUACUCAACGACAUGCUUGGCGUCGUGGAUCUUAUUUUUGUGAUCAAACUACUAUUAACAGUGGUGGUACAGUCGGAGCUGGUAGUGUAUGUUGUCUUGGCAGUCAGUGUGGUUCAUUGGGUUGUCCACUGAGUACUGCUGUACCAUGUACUGACUUUAGUGUUUCACAAGAUAUGAGUGCUGGUCAAGCAUCAUCAAUAUUAAGCUUGUCUCCGAACAUUAAGGUUGCCUUAACAUUCACUGGUGGUGCUUGGAUAUCGCUUAAUAGUGGUGGUGGUAAUUGGGCUGUGACUACACAAAUAAGCACAUAUAUGCGAGCUGAUGGGCAUUAUAAUACUGCACCAACUUCGGCUAUGGUCCCUGUGAAAUUACUUCGACAAGGUUUCUCAUAUACAUGGUUAAUACCUACUGCUGAUACAGAUGGUGAUAUAGUAAAAUGCCGAUGGGCUAGUGCCACUGCUGUUGUACCAACAAAUGUUAUUGCUGAUGAAUGCGCUGGAAUUUGUGGUACUUUUCCUGGAGCAACACUCAACUCAUCCAGUUGCAUGAUGUCUUAUACUGCAUCAAGUGUUGGCUUUUGGGCUGUUAGUCUAAUGAUGGAAGAUUAUGAAUUUUCCUGGCAAACAACGUCAAUGUCGGCUGUACCUUUACAAUUUAUUGUUCAAGUCUAUACAUCGAGCAGUACCUGUACUAUUGGACCAUCAUAUACGGGAACUCGUCCAGCUGGUGCUUGUGUUGGUGUAGAUAUUGGUCAAACAGUCGUGGAACAAGCCAUUUUCACUGUUGGAUGUUCAGGUGUAACGCUUACGGAUGUGAUCACUACAUCACCACCUGGUAUGACUCGUGGUACUAUCACGCAAUCAUCUAGCAAUCCAUUACAAUACACAAUGUCAAUGACAUGGACACCAGCAGCAUCAGCUUGGGGUUCAAAUCUUGUUUGUUAUACACCAAUCGAUAGUUUGGGCCAACAAGGCAAUACACAAUGUGUCACUUAUCUUGUUGCUGUUACUGCACCUGAACUUAUCUAUACAAGCUAUGUCAAUGGUACCAUGUCUCCUGUAGGUACGGUUAUGUCUACUCAAAAUGUCUGGCGUGUUGAAUGCACGAAAGCAGUUAAUCGUCCAUCAAGCGUAGCAUAUAUUCGAUUUUAUCAAACAUCAACUGCUACGCAAGUUGGUGUUGUAACCGGUACUGAAUUUUGUGGUCCACAAUCAAGACCAAUAACUGAUCCAAACUUUUGGCCAUUUAAUAUUUUCAAUUCAGCUGCCUAUGCUAAUAUGACUGGAAUGACAACAUCAAGUACCACAACAAUUAUUCCAAAUGUCACAACACAAGCUGUAUCAACAACAACAGCUAAUCCAGCUAUUACCACAACUGGAAUUACUGUUCCAAGCUCUACUACACCUUACACUGGUACUGGUCCAAGUUCAACAAUCAGAACGACGACAACAACUUCCAGCAGCACAUCAACAACAUCGACGACAUCAACAACAUCAACAACAACAGUUCCACCGGUUCAAAUACUACAACCAAGUGAAAUUAUCAAAAAAUGUCAACAACCAGUUAUUCUUGGUACAUUAUUAUCUACAACUGUUGUGGGAGUUAUAUCUUCAAUCAUUUAUGGUGUUUUUAUGGCUAAAAUCGCAGCAUCAAUGUAA